Oreochromis niloticus (Nile tilapia) is the source of this 3363-nucleotide messenger RNA. RefSeq names its product grainyhead-like protein 2 homolog. NCBI's taxonomy places the organism in Eukaryota, Metazoa, Chordata, Actinopteri, Cichliformes, Cichlidae. Bases 335 to 2254 code for a protein of 639 amino acids. The transcript is spliced from 15 exons. Gene Ontology annotation, cellular component: nucleus. Gene Ontology annotation, molecular function: DNA-binding transcription activator activity, RNA polymerase II-specific; RNA polymerase II cis-regulatory region sequence-specific DNA binding. Gene Ontology annotation, biological process: brain development; neural tube development; regulation of transcription by RNA polymerase II. The record is from RefSeq and is a predicted model, not a curated record.
GCCUCAGGUGCUGUGCUACCUGGGUCUUAAUUGAUCACCUUUUCCAAACAGAAUACACCCUGUCUCCAUUUACACGGAUUAUUAUCGAUUUGUUUUGUUUUUGUUUCUUUGUUUGUUUUUAACAUGGACAUUUUCUUCUUACACCAUGGACAUCGGGAAAUGUGUUAGUUCGCGAGGAUCCAGAUGAUUUCAUUGGCGGUUUUUAGUGAGACCUUAAAUAGAGCCAGCCUUUCCCGGGCUCAUCUUUGCAGUUUCCCCACACAAACUUACCUGCACUAACUUGAAAGUCCAGUUUCUCUAGCAAUCCUAGAAAACAGCAGGGACUUGAAGCAACAUGGAUCUGGAAAGCAAAAGGCUGGUGGUGGUGGUACCAAACGAAGUGUCGGUGGUCCACCGCAAACCGCUCAGCAGUGAGGAUGAGGCAUGGAAAAUCUUCCUGGAGAACCCACUGACAGCUGCCUCAAAGGCCAUGAUGAGCAUCAAUGGAGAUGAGGACAGUGCAGCAGCUCUAGGGGUGCUCUAUGACUACUAUAAGGUUCCCAGAGAGAAGAGGUAUACACCCAGUGGCAUUAAGCCCACAGAGCCUUCUGCUCACGGGCACAGCAACUGCGGAAAGUUGGACAUGGUGGGUCACCAGCUUCAAGCUAUGGUGUCAAUGCCUGUUAACCUCUCUUUAAACAACAGCACCACCACUGAGCACCAGCAGGGCUACAAAUAUGGAGCUGAGAGCCACGCAGGAGAUUCCAGAGGAGGAGAUGGUAAAGGUGGAGAGAAUGGACCUCUUGCUCUGAUCAAGACCGAAAGCCAGGCCCCCAUGCCACUUUCAUUUUCUGGUGGCACCUGCCAAAAAGAACCCAGAGACCAGAUAAGGAGGCUGUAUGAGCAAAGCUGUUAUGAUAUGUCCCUCACUGGCUAUUUGAGAGAAGAACAGAGGAGCAGUCCGGACAGCACAUAUGAGGAGCCAGUGGAAAAAGAGAUGUACCACAAAAAUUCUUCCUCAGGAGUUGGUGAAUUUCACCACAGUCUACCAGCUGACAGCUUCCGGUACAACCUGGAGGCCACGUUGUCUCUCCGGCCACGCCAAGGAGAAGGACCCAUGGCCUACUUGAACCGUGGACAGUUCUACUCUUUGACGCUCUCUGCGGCCGGCUUCAGAUCAUCCCUGCAUCAGCCCAGAGGCAAAGUCGGAGUGACUGGAGUGACAUCAUCCCAUGGAGCUGAUAGGAGCCUAUCCAGUAGUGAUCAGUGCACUGUGGGAGGCUCUGAGCUGCCACAGAACAGUAUUGUACAGAGUGUCAUCAUGGUUGUCUUCGGGGAAGACAAGGGCAGAGAUGAGCAGUUGAAGAAUUGGAAAUACUGGCACUCACGGCAGCACACUGCCAAGCAGAGAGUGCUGGACAUCGCUGACUACAAGGAGAGCUUCAACACGAUCGGGAACGUGGAGGAAAUUGCCUACAAUGCUGUGUCUUUCACAUGGGAUGUCAGUGAAGAAGCCAAGGUAUUUAUCUCUGUGAACUGUCUGAGCACAGACUUCUCCUCUCAGAAGGGUGUGAAGGGGAUGCCUCUGAUUAUUCAGAUCGACACGUACAGCUACAACAACGGCUGCGGCAGCAGGCCAAUCCACAGAGCCUACACUCAGAUUAAGGUCUUCUGCGACAAGGGUGCUGAGAGGAAGCUUCGUGACGAGGAAAAAAAGCAGCUCAGGAAGAGUAUGAAAGGGAAAAAUGGCAGCUCAGGGUUGACCACUCCGAUAAAGAGAGCUGAAAGUGCGCUGUUCAAAAGCAUGGGAGACCUGGACUCCCAGCCCGUUCUCUUCAUUCCAGACGUCCACUUUGGAAACCUGCAGAGAGCAGGGCAGGUGUUUGCUUUCAACACUGAAGAAGUUGAUCGAAAUGGAGGUGUUUUAAUGAAGAGGGUUUCAUGUGUUGGCCAGGAAGACCUCUGUUCACCUCCACUAAAGAAGUCCAGAGUGGAACCAGAAAGAAAAGUUCUACUAUAUGUGAGGAAGGAGUGUGAUGAAGUGUUUGAUGCCCUGAUGCUGCGCAGCCCAACCCUCAAAGCUCUGAUGGAGGCUAUCUCUGAGAAAUAUGCGGUGCCUGUUGGAAAGAUAGCCAAGGUUUACCAAAAAAGCAAAAAAGGGCUCCUGGUGAACAUGGAUGACAACAUCAUCCAGCAUUACUCCAAUGAGGACACCUUCAUCCUGGCUAUCGAGAGCUCGGCAGACUCCUGGCGUGUGACGCUGUCGGAGAUCUGAUGGCUACUAACCCCUGCACUGUGUCAUACUCAUUAUUCCCCAGACCGAGGUUGAUCAGUGCCUGGUGACUCUUUAUCCAUUUCAUGUGCACAGACUCAUGAACGCUGUUAGCAGUGUCGUAUGCUGGAGCCAAACUGUUCUUUGAAGUCACACGGGAGUCUCUGUAGGCUUUCCUGCCCCGCAUGGAUCAUUUUGAAGAUUGGCCCUUGGCUCUGGGGACACAGGCUCAGCAAAAGUUGAAAACUUGUAGAUUUGUUUUUAGGUUAGGAAAAAUCUUUUGAUCUUUCCUAGCAACCUUACCAGCUGGCAGGAGUGCAGUUGUGAACCCUUUUUGCCCAGCUGUCACUAAAAGAACAGGAUUCAUCCCGGUCCGCACAAAGACAGCAGCAGCUCUCUGUGGUGUCAGGAAGAAGACGUCAUAACAGAUUAGCAGCACAGAGCAUUCCUCCGGGCUUCUUCUGCACCUUCUGUUAUCCUCCCUGUACUUCCUUCUGUGAUCGAAACUUUGAAAUGACGUGACAGGCAUUUGAAAAGCCUUUGCAACAUCUUUGGGUGGCGUGGCACUGCUCUUUGCUUGCUACGUUCCUAAUCAUUUUUAGACAUGUCUCGACUUUAAUCUGAAGUGAUGGUACUUUAACUAUUAUUAGCAUCUAUUUUGUUAUUAAUUUUUUGAUUGGUUAUAUUUUUACUGCAUGCUAAAUGUUUCCUGUUGGUGGCAGUGAAAAAAUAACAGUUAUUUAUCCCAGAUUGUGACUACAUGCCACUGUCCUGGGAUCUAUAAUUAGAUAGAGGCACCGUUAUAGAACAGGACUUCUGGUCUAAAUUGCUCUUGUUAAAUUGUUCUGCUUCCUCUGUGUGUGUGUUAAUUGCUUUUCCUCUCACUAAAGAGACUGUAGUCAUUAGUAUUUAUGACAUUCGUUAGGGACUCACAGGGCCCGGCCACUCUAUCCGUUUAGUCCUCUUUUGAGGCUGCAGCAGCCCAUCAGAGCACAGCGGCGGAGCGAUCCUGUUCCAGCUCGGUGCGUCUGCCUGUAUCUUUCAUAUACUUCACGUGCAGUGAAGUACAGUUUUUACAAUGUGCAAAUAAAAAAUAGUUUUAUAUAAAGUCA